AGGAGGGGACGUUCUACCUGAACGGGAGUCUCAUCAUCGGCCAGGAACAAGAUGCUCUCUCAGCCGGCUUUUUACCCGAGGAGAUCUUGAGAGGAGACAUCAGUCAGGUGAGUGUGUGGAACAGGGUGGUAAAGGCGUCAGAGGUGAGAGCCAUGGCUGACUGUCUCACAAACGGCCGAGGCAACUUAUUCAGUCUGGACACGUCCCCCCUGGAGCUGUUUGGACCUGUUGUCGAAGUCAUGAUGGAUGUGGGAGACCUCUGCAGGUCACAGCCGUACUACGUGGUGAUGCCAGAACACAGGACAGCGGCCGAGACGUUCAAGCAGUGCCGCUCAUUAGGUGCGAAGACGGCUGUGCCAACUACCACCCUGGAGAACGCCCACCUGCUCGACACACUCUCGCUCUUCUCUGACACUUGUAGCAAUAGCGUGUGGAAGAUGUGGCUUGGCAUCGUUGACGAAGAGGAAGAAGGAGUCUGGGUGGAUGUGAGCACCAACACAGAAAUAACAUUCACCAACUUUAAGCCACCAUACCCUUUCGGAGGGACAGCCCUCAACUGCGCGUCCUUGUUCGAAGAUGGUUUCUGGGGUGACGAAAUAUGCAGCAACUAUAAAUGCGCUGCAUGCCACCACAGGAGAUCUGAUUACCUCUACCUCAGAGGUCUAUGUUUCCAGAGUGAACAUGAGACUCGAUUUCGAGUUGAAGGUUACCUGGGAGGACGACCAUUAUUCCGUGGAUUUUAUGAUCGAGCCAUAAUGUGGGAUGAGGUAAAGCACAGAUGGUUACUGAUAAUUCCCUCAGUAAACUCCACCCUGGCGUGGGUAGACAUCCCAGACACUAGGAGCUACCCGUUGGGCCACCAACACUGGGUGACAGAGGAGACGGUGUGUGGGAAAGGUCAUGGCGCCAACAUCACCCUCAGCUUGUCGCCGUGCGCCUCACACCAGUUUAUGUGUGCCUCAGGUGACUGUGUCGACUCCCAGCUCCGCUGUGACCUUCGCUACGACUGUGAUGACGGAGACGAUGAAGACGACUGCGAGAUUAUCGUCUUAAACAGAGGGUACCGCCGCCAUCUUCCACCAGUGGAGGCUGAGGGGUCACUUCUUAAACUUUCGCCCUCUGUUACUCUCUCACGUUUUACUGACAUAAACGACAUCAAAAUGACUUUUGCUAUCGAGUUCCACAUAGCUUUAUCAUGGAAGGAUGGAAGAUUAAACUUCCGCCAUCUUAUAACAAAGAAGAAGAACACCGUGUUAGGAGAGGAGGAAGUGGCGAGGAUCUGGACGCCUCAGUACCAGCUGGUGAACGUUGAGGGAGGCCAGGUGCAAGUGUUGGCCCAGGCAGUGGCGCUCACCACAACCAACAACGUCACCUUCCCGCACCACAAUGACGUCAUUAUGGAUGUGAGUUACCCGGGCAGCCACAACCCUCUCACUCAAACCCGUCAGUACACCGGCAAGUUCAUCUGUGCUUUCGAGCUCUACGCCUAUCCGUUUGACGUCCAGCUGUGUAGUAUCAACAUCCGACUCCCUCAAGCGUAUGAAGAUUAUGUACAGUUUUCAGACACCCAGAGGAGUGUGCUUUAUGCGGGACCUAAAGAGCUCUCUUCGUAUAUUAUCUACAAUGUGAGGCUCGGGGAGGUUAAGGACGGUGGUUGGUUAACCGUUGAGUUUGAGCUGCACCGUCGUCAGGGAGUGAUCGUGCUGGCCACCUUCCUGCCGUCAGUACUGCUGCUGCUGGUGAGCUGGGCCACACUCUUCAUCAAGCUGGAGGCCCUCAACGUGCGGGCCAUCAUGUCCCUCACCACACUCCUCGUCCUCUACACCCUCUUCUCCAACACCUCGCGCACCCUCCCUGCCACCGCGACUAUCAAACUCAUUGACGUUUGGUUCUUAUUCAUUAUUGUUCUUCUCUUCAUAAACAUUAUGAUACACAUUUUUAUAACGUUGACGACGGACGACACGUGGUUCAGGAGAGUGAGUAAACCCUUAACGGUAGUGGACCCAAUUGUCUCGGAGAACACUCACCCUUCCAGUGUUGCAACGUCCCCCAAAUUCCUGGCAGUAUACAGGAUCAUCAUCUUCCCCACUAUCGUGUUUAUCUUUGGUGUCACCUUCAUUGUUCUCUGCUACAGGCACCAGUGAACAUGUUAUAGCACUUUCAGUAUAUUCCACAUCAUAACCAACAUCACAUAAUCAUUAGGAACUCUUGUCUGUAAGUUUAUGUCAAUAUCAAAUCCUCAAAGUUAUCAUUGUCCAUCACACUCAGGUAGCUAAAUCAGGGGUGACUUUUAUCUUGAUAUAGGC
Homarus americanus (American lobster) is the source of this 2306-nucleotide messenger RNA. RefSeq lists its product as uncharacterized. Gene Ontology annotation, cellular component: membrane; synapse; neuron projection. The record is from RefSeq and is a predicted model, not a curated record. The transcript is spliced from 4 exons. Gene Ontology annotation, molecular function: extracellular ligand-gated monoatomic ion channel activity; neurotransmitter receptor activity; protein binding. Bases 153 to 2144 code for a protein of 663 amino acids. Lineage: Eukaryota; Metazoa; Arthropoda; Malacostraca; Decapoda; Nephropidae. Gene Ontology annotation, biological process: regulation of membrane potential; chemical synaptic transmission; monoatomic ion transmembrane transport.